Messenger RNA from Ochlerotatus camptorhynchus, 1849 nucleotides. RefSeq names its product humpty dumpty (gene hd). Gene Ontology annotation, biological process: nuclear DNA replication. The record is from RefSeq and is a predicted model, not a curated record. Lineage: Eukaryota; Metazoa; Arthropoda; Insecta; Diptera; Culicidae. Gene Ontology annotation, cellular component: nucleus. Bases 75 to 1775 code for a protein of 566 amino acids. The transcript has 3 exons.
CACGGGAAAGUGAUUGAAGAAAAAUUUAUUAGUAGUAAGAUAGUGAAAAGAAAUAGUUUAAAAAGCUUCUAAUCAUGAGCCAGUGGAAAAGACCGGACGAAAUUCUUCAACUGCAGCGGCUUAAGCAAAAGCAGAAAGCAUUGCAAGCACGCAUUCAAAGACCAUCUGGAAAAUCAAGCUCCGAUGUCUCCAGCAGCCAGCAAGAACCGAAUCCCUUUGCAGGCAAUCAGAAAAGAAAGAAUCCAUUCUCAAUAAAUGAUGACAAUUCAACCAAGAAGCACAAAUCAUUUGAUCCGGAUCUCAAUAACGAUGAAAGUAUUUUGGAAUUGUUGCACAAAACAACUCCGAGAGAUGUACUCCUGAUUGACACUCCCGUUAUAAAACCACUAGAACCACGUUUCCUUGUAGAUCCACAGCACCAAUUGGUUAUUAGUACAGACCAACAAAAGGCUCCAGAAAUACAGCAGAAACCCAGCAAGCAUCUUCCAAUCCACUGGGGAAUCAAAAGCCGAUUGCGUAUUGUUUGCAAAUCAUCACUCCCUGGGAAUAACCUCCGAACGAACCAGGAAGCCAGUGGGCUUACUUCCUUUGUUCGCUGCAUCGGAAUAAAGGACUCGUCAGUAGGAUUAGACAUUUCGCCUGGAGCGAGGUUCUACCAGAGUACCUUGUACUGGCAGCAUCCUCAUCUACCCUGGUUGACACUAUUCCCAAGAAACUCAAAAUCCAACCAUGGAAUCGUGCUCGGUGAAGUUGAACGAGUUGCCCUAGGGAAGGAAUGGGCCGUUAGUUUUCAGAACCUUUUUCAACUGGUUCGUUCCAGACAGUGCCCGUACUUUUAUGUGUGUGCCAACAGUUUCACAGUUCUGUUCCGAGCAGCUGGAAUCGGUGGACGUGUCGAAACGCAUGCACUGCUUACGCCCACUUCCCGCGGUAUGCGAUUAGCCUUGAAACAAGAGGACAUAGAAUUCAGUAUGCCGCUUAAAAAAACACCGGAAAAACAGGAGCUGAAUCGAUCGGCAGAGUCCGGUAUCAGCGUUCACAAUGGAAGUUUUUCGAAUUCAUCGGAGGAGCAAUCGACGAACGCACCUACAGACGAAGGCCAUGACGAGGAGGAAGACGACGAUGAUAUGGAAGAAGAGAAAUGGCUUGAGAGUUUAGGAGUCGAAGCGGACGAAAUCAAAAAGAUCAACUAUAACCAAUCGAAGAAGCUACAGAGUCGUGAAUGCGAUGACGACUACAGUGACCAGUCUACGGUUCUUAUCGAAGGCGUUGAAUGCCAAGCAUUCUUUAACUUUUUACUAAAUGCUAAAAGCUCUACUGCGAAAGUGGGACGGUUAGCAGGCGUUCCUCCAACCCUAAUAGCCCCGGUGGCAUUUGUAGGAGCUACCUUGCGAACGCUAACAACUCGCUCGAGCAAAAUUAGAAUGGAUGGUGAGGACUACCAUAGCACGGAACUGCAAGGUGUAAUCCUGCCACAUGUGCUGCCUUACAUUUGCGGAUUAUUAACGGAGACGAAAGAUAACUUCAGCACUACAUUGGUUACUGUGCCCAAUACAACUGUUUUCAGUCGAGUUUCCCAAAAGAUUAUUGACGAUGCCGACAAAGAGAAUGAAGCUACGGCUAUUGGCGAUCAGGUGCUGUGGAAAGAAAACCUUUCGGAUAGUGGACUCUCGGAACACAUCCUAGAAACCAUGUGCAGAGCCAGUAAGGAUUCGGUUAACGAAUUGGAGCGAUUGGUUUACUGUAAAGAGGAGGGAGGCUACACGUGGAGUUAAUUGAAUCUCAACUUUAACUCAACACUACACAAAUUCUGGAUAAAUUUACUAUCUAUUAACUUGAUUUUGUUGUU